AGCAGGGCAAAAGAGGGAAUUUGUGCUGCCCACUCCAAACCCACACCUUCCCCCUAAACUCAUCCUCUGUAGCUCAACCUCAAAGCCAGCUCUACUUCCAGCCACAUCCUCAACCCCAAACACAUUUGCAUGCCUUAAGGCCCUGGUCAUUCAAUUUUGUUAACUCCUCUCUGGCCUUACCUUCCACUGACCCUACCCUCUCAUGCUGUUUGGACUCCCCCCUUCCACCCCCAGACAGGGAAGUACAGUACUUGGCACACAACUGGCUUUCAGGGUGAAUAAAGGAUGUGGAAAAGAAGAAAUGUAAUCUCUCCCUAUUCCUGACUUCACACCUUACUUAAAAGCAGAACAUCAGCCUAAUUUCCAGCCAGGCUUCCUGCACACCCUGGGCUCUGGGAGCAGGCAAUUUAAUACAUAUGAUCCCUACACGGACCAAGUAAACACAGCUGGAUCCUACCCAAGACCUGUUAGUUUGUGAAAUGAGAGUAUAGGGAAACUCCUAAUUGCUCCUGCCAAAGCCACUUCUUGCUGCAAGGUCCUAGAAUCACCCAUGCCUUACUGCCUACAUGGCUUCCAACCUCGAUUUUUUUCCUCUGCAGAAUGGGAGCAGCCAUGCCCACCUCAACAAAUUGGAACCUUCUAUUCUCUCAGGGGGAACCUGGGGGCCCAUUAGGUGUUUGCGUAGUCCCCGCCCAGCAGGAGCCAGCCUCCUCCUGGGCYGGCUGCCAGAUCAGUCUCCUCCCUAAGACGUCCUCUCAGGCGUCGUCCCCAACUGGUGCGGGACGGACAGACAGGUCUGGAGGCUCAAGGAGCUGGCUUUCGGAGGUUCAGAGGUUGCAGAGCUGAGCCAUGGGGAAGAAACGCGACGCCAUCCUGGAGGCAUUGGAGAACCUGACCACGGAUGAGCUCAAGAAGUUCAAGCUGAAAGUGGGGGCGGUGCAGCUGCGCGAGGGCUGUCGGAACAUCCCGCGGGGGGCGCUCAUGCCACUCGACGCAGUGGACCUCACCGACAAGCUGGUGGUCUUCUACCGUGAGGACUACGCAGCAGAACUCACCGCAGCCGUGCUGCUGGACAUGGGCAUGCAGGAAGAGGCGACGAGACUUAAGGGGGUUGCAUGAGUCUCCAGCACCGAGGAUUCCAUUCAUUCUGUAUGAGUCUGAUAAAAGAUGGGCGAGUUUGGGAGUUCUGGAGUCAUCAGCAGAGGUGAGAGCAUGGACUGGGCAGGCCCCUGGGAGGAGGCUCCUGCCAUGGGCUAGGAGACCACCAACCAGGACUGGACUGACUGCAGAAAAGCAGAAGUGGGAGGGGCUGUUAGGCUACUCCCCUGGGGAAGUCUAGAGGCCUCAAAUACCAGCAUAAAAAACRGUUAUCUACCCUCUCUAGGAGACUGGGGGCUAAGAAGAGGAGCAACAAAAUGCUGAUGAAGCACCCACCCCCACCCCAGCCCAGCAUACACAACAGUAGGGGAAGACAUUGCCUUCGUCCCCUCAGCAGAGAUCAAUCUAGGAACCCGCCCUUGCCUCCAGACUCCGCUUCCCCCAAACCUGCACCUGUCGUUUAUAACCCAAUAAAUACUUCAAGACAGACCUUCCUGGACCCUUUGGAUCUUUUGGCAGCUACAUGCAUGUGAUUUGCAUUCGUAUAAUAUGCGCAAGCUAAUGUGUGCCAUUGUCUCCAUUCGUCAAUGUUUGUAUCUUUCCUGGGUAUCCAUGAGGUUUGCAAAACUUGGGGCACGUACAACUGUGCGUGAGCUGUCGAGGUAUUAAGGACUUAUAGCUCCUCCUGAAAAGCAACCUGGACUAUGCUCUUGGAUGCCACCCUAGGCCUGCGCACUGAGGUGCAGGCCUAGGCAUGCCUUGUCCUUCCUGCCUCCCUUUCUCCCUUUCUGUUAAGCCCCAUGUGGUGACUCUCAGACAUGUGAGUUUGGCAGCUUAAGUUUGUGUUGGGUGCAAGGGCCUCAGCCAAGCAGCUGUGCACUACAGGAGAGCAUGUGCCCCGCCUCCUGGCAUGCCUCAAAUCUCAAUCCUCUAGUCUUAUGGGAUCCCACGCCACACUUACUUGCCAGCCUGACAGGACCACCCGGGUCAUCCAAUCGCACAUUAGCCCUCAAUUCAGCAGACUCCGCCCCCACAAUUCUAGGUUACUCCUGGGACUGCCACUGGGAAAUCUAGUUGAGCAGCACUGCUCCCAGCCCGCCCCCCUACACUGGCCACCUUGCCCCAUCUGCUUCCCCUAGCAAYUCCAGGAGCCCAGGGACCUCUGAAGUCAGAUUCAAAUCAAUGCAGCAACUUCCUGCUCCUUCAGGCCCUAUGCUAUCCAACAACUCCAUCCCACCCCGAACCCUGCAAGG
Urocitellus parryii (Arctic ground squirrel) is the source of this 2351-nucleotide messenger RNA. RefSeq names its product pyrin domain containing 1 (gene Pydc1). NCBI's taxonomy places the organism in Eukaryota, Metazoa, Chordata, Mammalia, Rodentia, Sciuridae. The record is from RefSeq and is a predicted model, not a curated record.